UAUUCUCGUGGGAAAACUCAACCUGAGUCAACUUGGAAAAGCUAAAGUUACGUUUGGGUAGCGUUUAAGUGAAUUCGAAUUAAAUUUAAGUUUAAUUUGGUUUGUAUAAGAUCGAACUCAAAUUUGAGUUCAGUUCAUCGAGCUCAAACUUAAGUUCGAACUCAUUGGGUUUACAGCAAAUAAACUCAAACUUUUCAUUGACCAAAGUAGGGAAUGGCGAUCAAUGGAAAAACUUCAGCUUGGUUCUUGAUCUUUACAGUAAUACUAGUCAAUCCAAUCAACGGCGACGAAUUUCCCUUCACAGAAACAACAAUACAGGAGAUUCAAUCAGCCUUUGCUAAAAAGAAGCUGACGUCACGCCAACUGGUGGACUUAUACAUAACCCAGAUCGAAACCUUAAAUCCUCAACUUCGCAGCGUGUUAGAAGUCAACCCAGAUGCGAGGAGAGAAGCGGAAAAGGCUGACGUGGAAAGGGCGGCAAACGAGGGCCGUAGAUUCUUGGGAGAGCUUCACGGUGUUCCAGUGUUGUUAAAAGACUCAAUUGCCACCAAGGACAGAUUGAACACCACCGCUGGGUCUUUUUCUCUGCUGGGGUCUGUGGUGCCGCGUGAUGCCACCGUUGUGGAGAAGUUGAGAAAUGCUGGGGCUGUCAUUUUGGGAAAGGCUAGUCUCACUGAGUGGUACAGCUUUCGGUCUUUAGGCAGAGUUCCUAAUGGAUGGUGUGCUAGAGGGGGACAGGCUCAGAAUCCUUACCUUCCAUCUGGGGAUCCAUGUGGCUCAAGCAGUGGAUCAGCUAUAUCUGUUGCUGCAAAUAUGGUGGCAGUUUCACUUGGUUCUGAAACUCAUGGUUCCAUCCUCUGUCCUUCUGAUCAUAACUCUGUAGUUGGAUUCAAACCAACUGUUGGUCUCACAAGCCGAGCUGGUGUCAUCCCAGUUUUCCCCCCUCAUGAUACCAUUGGACCCAUAACCAGGACCGUCUCUGAUGCAGUUUAUGUGCUUGAUGUGAUUGUUGGGCUUGACCCAAGAGAUUACGAAGCAACAAGUGAAGCAGCCAAGUACAUUCCCCUAGGAGGUUACAAGCAAUUCCUCAACCAAGAUGGGCUUAGAGGGAAGAGACUAGGGGUUGUCAGACAUCCCUUUGUGGACUCUCUAAGCAGAUCCACUAUCUCUGUAUCAUUUGAGAAACAUCUCAACACGCUACGACAUAAUGGUGCUACCAUAGUGGACAAUCUAGAAAUAUCAGAUGUUAAUGUAAUUAUGAACCCUGGUAGAAGUGGGGAGCUGACCGCAAUGCUGGCUGGAUUCAAGACCUCGGUAAAUGAUUACCUGAAGGAGCUCAUUUUAUCUCCUGUGAGGUCACUUGCCGAUGUUAUCACCUUCAAUCAAAAUAAUGAAGAACUGGAAAAAACUAAAGAGUAUGGUCAGGACACGUUGAUAUCUUCAGAGAAGACUAGUGGGUAUGGAGAAAAAGAGAAGAAGGCAUAUGAAUUAAUGGAGAAACUAUCACGCGAUGGAUUUGAGAAAAUGAUGGCAGAAUAUGAACUGGAUGCGAUGGUGACACCAGGUGUUGGUGCCAUUUCUGUGCUGGCAAUUGGUGGCUAUCCAGGGAUUACUGUUCCAGCCGGUUAUGACAGCAACGGAAUGCCAUUUGGGAUAUGCUUUGGGGGAUUAAAAGGUUCAGAGCCAAAGCUAAUAGAAAUUGCGUAUGCAUUUGAGCAGGCUACUAUGAUAAGGAGGCCUCCUUUCUCCAAAUCAUAUGGAUUGACAAAAGAUAAUUUAGUUCAAAGUAUAUGAUGGUUUUGAUGUCAUUCAUUACCAUUCUGUAUUUUUCCGUAAGAGAUCGUUGUAACAUAUCCACUGAUACAUGAAACGAAAAUUGGCGCUGUGGCAGUUGUAAAUUUGUUGUGUCCGUCGGAAUAACGUGAAUAAGAGACAAAAAAGAACAUUUCUUAAA
This is a messenger RNA of Mangifera indica (mango), 1954 nucleotides long. RefSeq names its product probable amidase At4g34880. Bases 214 to 1794 code for a protein of 526 amino acids. The transcript has 5 exons. NCBI's taxonomy places the organism in Eukaryota, Viridiplantae, Streptophyta, Magnoliopsida, Sapindales, Anacardiaceae. The record is from RefSeq and is a predicted model, not a curated record.